GACUUCCUGAGGGCGGGCGGACGGGCCCAAGAUGGCGCCGGGCCGCUGGCGCCAGGGGCGGCGGCUGCUCCGCGCUCUGCUGCUCGUGGCGCUGCUGGGUCCCGCCGCCGCCUUUUCUUCGUCCUUCUACAGCCCCGGCGAGCCGCGGAGCAGCGUGCGAGUGCUGUGCGGCUCCAACUGGAGCCUGGUGUUGCAGGGCCAGUGGAUGUUGGAGUUUUACGCCCCGUGGUGCCCGGCGUGCCGGCAGCUGGAGCCCACCUGGGAGAGCUUUGCCAAGGACAGCGAGCGGCUCGGCAUCGCCGUGGGCAAGGUGGAUGUCACUCAGGAGCCAGGCUUGAGUGGUCGUUUCUUUGUCACAACACUUCCUACAAUUUACCACGCCAACGAUGGAGUGUUCCGCAGAUACCGCGGCUCCCGCACCCUGGAGGAUCUCCAAGGCUACAUCCUGGAGAGGAAAUGGGAAGCUGUGGAGCCUGUGGCAGGAUGGAAGUCUCCAUCUUCUAUAAUGAUGCAUGGCAUGGCAGGGCUGUUUCACUUCUCGGGAUGGAUCAGGCAAAUUCAUAACUACCUCACUGGCACUCUUGGAGUUCAUGUUUGGGUUUCCUAUGCCAUCUUCAUCCUAGCUACCUUACUGAUUGGCCUGCUCUUAGGUUUGGUCCUGGUUUUGAUUUCAGACUGCCUCUGCCCAGCCAAGUCAAAACAGUUGGCUGAAACACCUGAGGAAGCCAUCAGCAAGGAGAGCGUGGAGAACGCGGCGCUGGAGCAGCCCGACGAGGCCGCCGACGUCAACCAUCUCUCGGAUGGAGAAGAUGCAGCCAACUCCAGUGCUGAUGAGUCAGAGGAGGAUUUAGCACUGGGAAAAGAGUCAGGGGGAGAAGAGACAGAAGACUUGAGCGAGCAGCCUGUAGCUGAAUCAGAGACUGAAAGCACAGUGAGGCAGCGCAAGAGUCAGGGUGCUGAGAAGGAACUAUAGCUUCCCCUGUGGUGUCUCUUGUACACCUGGACCAAAGAAGUGUCAGACCCCUCCGGGUCUGAAGCUGGAGCUUACACUUGAUUUGUCGUUGGUGUUUACGCAAAGCUCUGCUCUGCCAGCAGGCUCCUCUUUUUUUAAGCUUAGUACUUGCUUACUUUCUUUGAUAAGCACAUUUGCUGUGUGUUGUGUGACCUUAGCCAUGACAAUCAGAAUCAAUGUCUUAUCUGUUCCAUGUCCUCAGAGAAAAAGGGGGUGUCAGCCUCAGCUCACCAGCUCUGAAAUGAUCAUUUUGUGUGUGUGUCCCUCUAAGGACUGACCUGGACACGAUCAGGACCUUUAACUCCACGGUAGCUUGGCAGGAUUGUGACUUUUCUGUCUGAGUGUUGAUUGUUCCCAAAUGCCACAGAAGCACAGAGACAAUUCACUAGUGAAAGGAGGCACUUUACUGGUCUUCUAUCAGAAAUGUUGUGUACCAUGGGUUUGUUUUUAUCACUUUCAGCUGAAGCACCUUUCUAUUUGCAUUUGUUUUGGAAGUUGAUCCUGCAGCUCACCCCCAGAUGUGUCAGUUUUUGGUGAUCCAGAGGCUGUGCAGCUUGAGUUGUUUGACCCAAGGAGUUGGAGUAAUUAAAAACCUCAGGCAGAAAGAGUGGCAGCUAAAUGUUUAAAAUGUGUUGGAACUUUUAGAAGGUUUAGAGGAAAUUAUUUUUGUUGGGGGAAAUUUUACCAAAGCACAACUACUUCUUUUUCUUUUGGUAAUUUAUUCCCACCAGGACAUUGCGGCAGGAAAUACUCACUUUGGAGUCAGUAAGUUGUGUUUAUCAUGCCAGUACAAGUUUGUCAUGUGCAGUGCAGCCCUGCCAUUUCCAGCUUAGAAUGCUUUUGGCAGAGCUCAGGCUGCUUUAGUGAUGCUAUCUGAAGAGGUACUUAGGGUUUUACCUUUGAUCACUUUUCUACUUUUGGAGUCAUCACACGGGGGAAAUAGAGGGGGCACAGGUGGACAGGGAUGAGGAGCUUUGGGUUUUGCUGCUUCUAUCAGAAAAAUGUGCAUAUGUUGAACUGUGUAAAGUGACAUUGGCUUGUCAGGUAGACAGCAUUAGGUGUGGUUAGACUUGUCAUGAAGCAUAUCAGUAUAUCACUCCUUUGGGUUAAUGUGUAAGUCUUUUUUGGUGAGGAGUACCCUCCAUGAGAUUCUCUAUGUUCCUGCUUUGUUGAUGUAUGACCAUGAGUGUAAGAUGUGUCCUAAUCUUGAUAUUAUUUUAAAAAAUAUAUAUAUGUUGCAUAACACUUGCUAACACGCAUGAAUUUCAUCUUGUUCUUCAAGAAUGAAGAGUAGUCAGAGAUGAGAUCAUUUCUUAUUAGAAGCUGCAAAUGCAAAAUGCUGGUUUCCUUUGAGCCGGAGAUAAAUAGGGCAAAUUUGUGUUGAAAGCUGUUUUGUUGUUGUUGUUUUUUAAUGCUUACAAAGAACAUAACUGCCAAGAAGGGCAACUUUCCCAUCUAUGUCCUGUCCCAAAUGUUUUCAAACCAUAUGGUAGAAACUCUGCAUUUGUCUGGUAGACCUGCUCAAAGAAGAAAAUGAUACUGCAUAUCCUGAAUUUGAACUUUCUUACUUUACAGUACUCCCAGUCUGGAGUUUGAUUUCCAUGUAGUGGACACCUGUAAAUGUGCUUUUACAUGUGUGGAAACACAGACUUGGUGAUAUCUACACUUUGCACUAUGUUGAGAAGAGCUUGUGGUGUUUGGCUCUUGUCCCGUGUAAGUCAGAGGUGUAAAGCUGACCCAGCAGUAGGUGAGGCACACAGCAGCCUUCAAAAGCUACACUUCUGUCUGCAGAAACCAGGAGAACUUUGUGGCCACUACAGUGUGAAGAGAAGAACUGUGCACUUGGAAGACAAAGAGGUUCUCAAGAGUUGGGUUUCCCUCUGGAUUUCACAAACAAACAAAUCCACAAAUGGCACUUUGUCCUCAAAGGCACCUGGUCUGUGAGGUGCUGUGGGAGAGAUCAGAAGCUCCUUUGUGUGGUGUGUCUGAAUUCUCUGCUCACGUUUCCUCUGUCCUGGCACAUCGCAGUUGGGUUUGGGUUAUUAAAGCAAGGAUAGGAAGUGUUUUCCAUCAUGGCAGACUGAGCUGUAAGAUCACUGUUGAGCAGGGAUUAAGUAAGCAGGCAGCAGUGACAGCAGCUUAGAUCUGUCUGGUGAAUCAAGAGUGGGCUUGGUCAGGCUUCUGAGGGUUCUUGAACAGGACAUGGAUGUUCUUCCUGUGUUUUCAUAAGUCAAGUAGGGAAUAUUAGUGCUGGGCCUAUUUGAUGUGCAUUGGUGUAUCUUAUUACAAAGAUCACUGAACUGUGGCUAAGGCUUUGCUUAGAAAAGGUGACACUGUGCAACCACGCAUCUCUCCAACUUAAUUUUACAUUUAUAGGAAAAUGACCAUAGUGUGAUACUGGAGAUAGUCAACUUUGACUAAUAUUUAUCUGGGAAACAGCAGGCAGCAAACACUGUAAAGGUAAAUUGGUAUUUAACAGUAAAACAAUUAGCUGUGCAGUAGGAGUCUCAUGUUAAUAUGCCUUCCAGGAUCAGGUGUUUUUUCCACUAAAACACAUUUUAAUUGAAUCAUGUGAGUAGUGCUAAUGAGACCAUGACAAUAGUUUUAAACUUGGUGUGUUUCCAAAAAGUCAGGAUCAACCUUUUGUGCAAUCUGGGUGUACUGUUAUCUCUGUUCUGUGAGGAUUAAUCAUGAAGAAAUGGAAAUUGUUCUUGCAACCUCGGUAUAGACAAAAGGGCCUUGGAGAAGCUGCUGCUGGCACUGUUCAAAAUGUUCUGGUGAAGGACAGGGCCUUAAGGCUUGUGAACUAGAGCUGUGUGUCAAAAUUCAUUUCAGAUUGUUGAGAAGCAAUUUAAAUAUCAAUUGGGCUGCAUGCCACUGAAUGGGAAUGCUUAACAGCACCUCAUGGAAAAAACCUGGCAGGUUCUUUUUUCAAGAGUCUGGAAAUCCAUCCAGCAUUCCAAACCUCCUGUCCCUGGGAUCUGUGUGAAACUUGUAUGUGUGUCUUGGAAUGCUCUGUAUCUACUGCCCCUGUGGGAGUGGCUCGUGUUAUGUGGGUUUUCUUCUUGCAAAUGUUACACAGGGUUGUCUGUUACAUCAAAGUGUUGCAAAUUUAUACUUAGGCGUAUUUUUACUGAAAUGCCACAUAAAAUUUUGUAUUUAUCA
Molecule: messenger RNA, 4177 nt
Organism: Zonotrichia leucophrys gambelii
Lineage: Eukaryota; Metazoa; Chordata; Aves; Passeriformes; Passerellidae
Gene: TMX4
Product: thioredoxin related transmembrane protein 4
Exons: 8
Coding region: 32-973 (313 amino acids)
Cellular component (GO): endomembrane system
Molecular function (GO): disulfide oxidoreductase activity
Source: RefSeq, a predicted model, not a curated record